Anopheles merus is the source of this 502-nucleotide messenger RNA. RefSeq lists its product as uncharacterized. The record is from RefSeq and is a predicted model, not a curated record. Lineage: Eukaryota; Metazoa; Arthropoda; Insecta; Diptera; Culicidae. The transcript has 2 exons. Gene Ontology annotation, molecular function: peptidase inhibitor activity. Bases 62 to 412 code for a protein of 116 amino acids.
UCCCGCCUUAAGCUGGUCCGUUCUUGCAAAUCGCCCUCAAACGAACCCAACCAUUCACGCGAUGAAGUUCGCUGCAAUUAUUGUGGGAAUUGUUUUGCUCUCCUUCACCGUCAGCAGUAGGAGUGCAGCAACACCACGCGGUCGUUACCGGCGCACGAUGGGAGCCGGCGAGAGCUUCAUCAACUGUUUGGCAAUCGGAAACUCAACGCAGCGCAUCUGUUCCUACGACCUUGACCUGCUGAAUGCGAUCGAACGGCAGCAAGGCAACGGAAGUCGUCCGUGUCCGGAAGGAAAGGUGUUUCGCCGCCACUGCAACGUAUGCAAAUGUGGUCGGGCUGGUGCGUUUGAGUGUAGUACCGAUCUGUGCGGGGAGGAUUUCUUUCACCCGACUGGUAUGCCACGAUACUGGUGAGAGUGUGUGUGUCGGGACAGUGCAUAGGGGGAGAAGUUGUUUGGUCGUUAGAGUAAUUGCAGUUUCUGUUAAGCUGCAUGUGAUGUAGGG